Messenger RNA from Ustilaginoidea virens, 897 nucleotides. RefSeq lists its product as uncharacterized. NCBI's taxonomy places the organism in Eukaryota, Fungi, Ascomycota, Sordariomycetes, Hypocreales, Clavicipitaceae. The record is from RefSeq and is a predicted model, not a curated record. Gene Ontology annotation, molecular function: nucleotidase activity. The transcript is spliced from 2 exons. Bases 1 to 897 code for a protein of 298 amino acids.
AUGAGGUUGCUUGUCCGGGCUGUCGUCGCCGCGGGGCUCGUCGCCGGCGCGCGCAUCCUGCAGACCAACGAGGAGGGCUGGGCCGAGCAGAACGUGCGCCUGUUCAACGACGCCCUCCGCGCGGCCGGGCACGACGUCGUGCUGUCCUGCCCGGCGUACAACUCGUCCAACCAUGGCAUGUCCGACAAGGAGCCGCGGCCCAGCCAGGCGCCGUGCCACUACAACAGCUGCCCGGAGAGCUUCGCCGGCACGGGGGCCAACGCCUCGCGCCCGGACCUCAACUGGGUCAGCUCGUACGCGGUGACGGCGGCGCGGCACGGCAUCGAGCGCACCGGCCCCCGGCUGUGGGGCGGCGCCCCGCCGGACCUGGUCGUCGUGGGCCCCGGCGUCGGCCCCAGCACGGCCCUCGGCAACCGCCGCUCGUCGGCCGUCGGCGCGGCCUGCUACGCCGCGCGCCGGGCCAAGGUCCCCGCCGUGCUCUUCGCCGGCGCCAACCGCCGCGGCCACCCGUGGAACGAGCCGCCCGCCCUGGACAGCGCCGUCUUCGCCCGCGUCGCCGCCAACGUCACCCAGGCGCUGGUGGACGCCGGCCCGCCGCCCCUGCUCCCGCGCGGCGUCUACCUCAACGUCAACAUGCCGCGCGUCGCGGCCGGCGGCUGCGCCCGCGCCGACGACGUGCGCUUCUACCUGACCCGCACGGGGUCCGGCUUCGCCUCGGCCCGCGACGUCGCGUGGUGCCGCGGCACCCGGCUGCCCACGGAGAUCUGGAUCCAGAACCAGAUCCCGUGCGCCGUGUCGCUGACCGUCGUGGACGCGCUGGACCUGUCGACCGCGCCGGCGAAGAAGCAGAAGCUGGUGCUGGACAGGCUGAGGCCGCUGCUGAGCUGCUUGCCUUGA